Messenger RNA from Thlaspi arvense, 1140 nucleotides. Lineage: Eukaryota; Viridiplantae; Streptophyta; Magnoliopsida; Brassicales; Brassicaceae. The record is from the annotation of a GenBank genome assembly.
AUGUCCAGUGUCCAAUUCUUAAGACUCCGUUCUUCCAAGGGUUUGCUGCAUUGGGAUUAUUUUCCGAUGACAUGUCCCUCUAGUCCCAUAGAAAGUCUGAGCUUACUGGAUUGGGAUGAUUUUUACGAGACAUGUCCCUUUAGUGUCAUAGGAAGUCUGAGCUUACUGCAUUCGGAUGAUUUUCCGAAGACAUGUCUGCCUCCAAAACUUAGAUUACUGCAUUGGGAAUAUUUUCCGAAGACAUGUCUGCCUUGUAAUUUUAAUCCGGAGUUCCUCGUAGAACUAAAGAUGCCUAGCAGCAAACUUGAGAAAUUGUGGGAAGGAAUUAAAGGAUGCUCAAGUCUUGUGGAGCUCCCCUCUUCUAUUGGGAAUAUAACUAAUCUCACGCUCGAGGGAUGCUCAAGUCUUGUGGAGCUCCCCUCUUCUAUUGGGGAUAUGGCUAGUCUCACGCGCGAGGGAUGCUCAAGUCAUCUGGAGCUCUCCUCUUCUAUUGAGGAUAUGGCUAGUCUCACGCUGGAGGGAUGCUCAAGUCUUGUGGAGCUCCCCUCUUCUAUUGGGAAUAUGGCUAGUCUCACGUGGUUGUCUCUCAAGGGAUGCUCAAAAAACUGUGAAUCCCUCGAGAGACUAGACUGCUCUUUUAGCAGUAAAGAGUUUCGUAGACUCAAGUUUGUUAACUGUUUCAAACUGAAUCAAGAAGCAAGGGACCUUAUCAUCAAGACAUCGACUACAGAGUCUGCAGCUUUUCCCGGAGAAACAGUGCCUACAUACUUCACUUACCGAGCCAGCGGGAGUUCCCUGUCAAUGAAAUUGAAUGGAUCUGAUACGUUUUGUCCUACAUCGUUGAGAUUUAAAGCUUGUGUCUUGCUGGAUCCGAAGGGUGACGUUGAGGAUGAUGAUAUGGCGUAUGUUAUAUAUUGUAAGAUCGAGGAGAAACUGAAUGGUGGCAUUGUCGUCUCUAAUAUACCUGCUCGGAUUCUGAUCAAAAACUCUCCACCUUCAAAGGAGCAUCUGUACGUAUUCGAAUUUGAAAAAACUGUGAGUUCCACUGAAUUAGUCUUUGAGUUCGAAGUCAGCAAUCCAGAAUGUGAGAUUAAAGAAUGCGGGAUACGUACUCCAGAGACCUAUGCUCCUUCGUGUUGA